Messenger RNA from Amblyraja radiata (thorny skate), 3886 nucleotides. It is a transcript of the gene etaa1a, whose product is annotated as ETAA1 activator of ATR kinase a. Gene Ontology annotation, biological process: positive regulation of protein serine/threonine kinase activity; regulation of DNA damage checkpoint; replication fork processing. Lineage: Eukaryota; Metazoa; Chordata; Chondrichthyes; Rajiformes; Rajidae. Gene Ontology annotation, molecular function: protein serine/threonine kinase activator activity. The transcript is spliced from 7 exons. Bases 62 to 2719 code for a protein of 885 amino acids. The record is from RefSeq and is a predicted model, not a curated record. Gene Ontology annotation, cellular component: nuclear replication fork.
GGAAGGAAGGAAGGAAGGCAGGGCCAAGAUGGCGGAGCGGAGCCGGGGGCCCGAGUGAAGGAUGAAGGAGGCAACGGCGGGCGGUGGCGGCGAGGGCGAGGAGGAGGAGGAGGAGGGCGAGGGGGGAAGAAGGAGGGCGAGGAGGAUGCCGGCCAGGCCGCCGCUGAGCCCGGAGGAUGCGGGCCGCAGGAGGAGGAGACUGGGCCGGGGCUGCAGGGCGGGCGGCGAGCGAGAAAUACCGCCACAUAAAACUCCGAAAAGGAUAUUAAGAAAGCAACAGUUCAAUCCUAAUCAUGAAUCUCCUGUCAAUGACAAUGAGUUGCAGCAAGAUAUUUAUUGGGAUCAACACUCUCCAACCACAUUUAAAUUGGGCAAUGGAAGGAAGACCUGUGCGACUUCUCAGCGUGCGGUGGAAAUAUCCGACGUUGUUAAUCGUAUUGGUCCUCAGUAUCAAAGAUUGUGCAUUAUAAGUUCAACAUUACCAAAGACGUACAGAUUUCAAAGGAGCACAGAUGAAGAACUGAUGAAGUUGGCAAAGGAAUUUGAUCGAACUAUGGUUGAACAGGUUGUCAGCUAUGGUGACGAAGUCAACGAGAUUUUGGAUAAUGAAGAUUCGGAGCAAACACUACGCAUUAAGCAGGCAAGCCGUGAUUUUCCAACGCUGGGAAACGUACCCGAGACCCCAAUCGCUGAGCCAGUUGAAGACGACGGAAGUGGUGCCCUUCCUAGAUCACAGCAGAGUAGCAGCCAAAGGUCGUUGGAUCUGGAGGCUGAAGCUGCUGUCAAUGCCAUGUUUGAUGGGCCCACUCAGCAUGCCAGUCGCCCCUUGAGUCAGGGCCUCUCAGGAGAUGAAAGCUUAAGCCCAAAAUUUGAUCACUGUCACGUGGCCAAAGCUGCCUGGACGUCUGUGAAAGGAAACGCUGGUCGCGGUGUAAACACUACUGCCUCACGGAUAGGAGAACCAACCUUCUCCUUUCCAACUGCCUCGAAAGACACCGACAUUCCCCAAGUAUCUUCGCCCAUCGUACUGGAUCCACCAGACAAAGGGCGUUUCUUUGGUAACGCAACCGUCUCCAAGUGCGACACCAAGCUGGUUUGUGGAGAUUCCACUGUAGAUUUUGUAUUGGAUCGAGGGGAGGAGACCAACGUCCCCUCGAAAGGCAGAGCAGCCGCAGCGCGCACGUCAGAAUCGGACCCAGCCGACGACGGCUUCGACGACUGGAUGGAAGAUGACUCUUUUAUACAGCAGAUCACACAAUUCCCAGAGCUGGGCGACUCUGCGGCCAAAAGCCAGUCCUUGCAUGGUGCUGGCCACAAAGUUACUCAGGACACUGAUCAUGCUAACAAUCCACAGGGCAGUCCUAGAACGGGACCACCUGUAUCACUUGUGCAGUCUUCCACCAGCUCACCCAGUGACAUAGAGUUAGCAGCAAAGAUCUGUCACCCCUUGAUUGGGCAGGGGUCUGAAAGAGCAAAGCCAAGGAUUACAUUUACAUUGCAAAGCAAUACAUGCAGGAAGGUGACUGAGGAGCAAUCUGUUGCAAAGUGUCAGCUGGGUAAAGACUGUCAGAGUCUGGUUAAUACACUACUUAAAAGAGACUGUGGUCAUUCUGAUGCUUCAACACCUCAACGGGGUUCCCUUCAUGCGCCAGUCAGGGCAUUGUCUUCCUUAGCUAGUGCAACGCCUUUUAAACGGGCGACUUGGUGCGAUGGCAGUGUAGAGAGGAGUUCUCUCGCUUCACAGAGGCCGACUCGCUGGGACGGUGCAGAAUGGAGCUUGGCCGGUGGGCUGAGGGCGGCUGACAAAAGCCCACCGCGGGCCGCUGCAGACGUGGAGAUGCAGAGUACCCUCUCCCCGUUUCCCCCCGACGAUUGGAACGACGCUGAGUUCUACAGUGAAAUCCAGGACAUGUUCCCCGAGUCGGAAAGCCCAUGGGAGACCAGCGAUGACGAUUUAAACCGCAUGUGUGACGAUGUGGAAAAGCUGAUCGAAGACCAAAAUUCUGAUCCCACCUUGAACAGGGAACAGGGACAGUUUGUAGCAAAACAUAAUGCCUUGCCCGUGUUGGGUCCUCAGCCUGGGUCAACAGAUUUGAUCUGCACGGUAUGUACCACAGCCACACCACCUACACAGAGCCACCAUUUGAAUUCUGCAGGCAAUAUCCAAGGUCAAGUUUUGACAAAUACGUCCAAAGUGUGCGGUGUGAAUUUUAACGGAUUACCUUCUGUGACUGGUUGGAAAAAUUCCACCCCUGCUUCUAAAGUGCCGCGGACUCUGGCUGCGGCAAACUUUGGCGGAGGGCAGAGCGUGCAGACGCCUGGCGGGAACGCUGGCCAGCCGGCUCCCAGAGCGUCCGGCUCCGCUGGCAUUUCCAGGACACCCAGGUUCACCUUCAGCAAGAUCACAACUUCUUCUCUGGCUGGUAUUCCAGGCAACAGCAGCAGCCGCUCAGCGCAGUGCGACAAGGUGUUUGGCAACAGAGACCUGCACGAAAGAUGUGCUCAGUCGGCCCCCAGCACUAAAACCACCUGGAGCCCAACACCAUCACUAAAGAGGCAUUUUUCAGACUCGACUUUAGUGCUCAAAGGUGUUGGCGAACUGGCGGGGAGGAGAUCGGCAAAGUGUUCUCUGCAAGAGAUCGAGAAAAAGAAGCAAGCGGCUGUAGCCCGGAGAAAGAUGAAAAUCCAAGCCAGCUGUAACUACCCGCCAACUGUGUGAUCUCCAAAUGAUGACUCUAUUAUAGGAAAGUAACAAAGAAACCGCAGGAAAGUGGUGGUAAGGCCAGAGAAAUGGGCGUUGCUUCUGUCGUACUAAACAGAAGCACUCAGAAUCUCUCUUACUCAGUUGGACUUUGUUUCAUCAUCCCACUGAUAAUAUCAUGAUGAAGUCUCGGCUUUUCCCCACAGCUCUCUGUUCUGCUAGUGCUUCCCCUGUAUCCUCUCCAGGCCCAGUAGGAUUCCAGGUACAGGAUGCAGGAGUUACUCAUGAAAACCAGAGACAACUCUUGGAUUAUAUUUCUCCUUUAAAUCAAGGAUUAAAGAUUCCCCUCUUGCUACCCACCUGAGAAAAGUCCCACUUGGCCAAGACUGGCAUUAAUGAAACGGGUCUGUAUGGAUUUGCCUUGGCCAGGAGUUUGAUUGUGGGACCUUUCCAGAAACAGUUCCCUUGAGGAGAGAGUCUGAAGAAGGGUCUCGACCCGAAGCGUCACCCAUUCCUUCUCUCCAGAGAUGCUGCCUGUCCCGCUGAGUUUACGCCAGCAUUUUGUGUCUUAUCUCCAGUUCCCUUGAAUUCCCAAUCAAAAUUUGAACUGGAGACAACAGCAACUUCUCUCUCAGCCUUCUCUGAUUGAAUGGCACAAUUAUGAGCUGCACUAAGUAUUAUUUAAAUAGUUCAUCUUAGUUUAAUUUAUGUAUUUUGUUUUUCGAAUGAAGUGCUUCCAAGAGGUGCAUCCUUGUUGUGAAAGGUAUCCCAUCCUAAGGAGACUCUGCAAGUAUGUGUGUGGUUUUCUUUUCUUAUUGCUGUUUAAUGUUGCUACGAUCUUUUCAGUUGACAUUUUGGAAUUGCCUGAGUCGCGAUUCCGAUGACAAGGAACUCAGCUAAAAUUUCCAAUGACACCAUUUGAGCUAUCUAUUUUUAACACUUUAAUUACUUUCCCAGAACAGUGAGAAGAAUCGUGGAAAUCAUAAAACUCCAUGGCACAAAAUGACAAAAGUUACAUUAGGUUAAUUUGUGGAGCUAAGUAAAAACGUAAACAGGUCUCCCCUCUUUUUAGUUCAUUUGCAUUUGAUAUAAUGAAAGGUCAGCUUCUAUACACAGUCUGGCACAAAUACAACCUUGUGUUCAGCUUGUUUGUCUUGAGAAUAAAGCUGGAAUUACAUUUUUUAA